This is a messenger RNA of Ornithodoros turicata, 1578 nucleotides long. Its product is annotated as NAD kinase-like. The coding region runs from base 229 to 1446 and encodes 405 amino acids. Gene Ontology annotation, biological process: NADP+ biosynthetic process; NAD+ metabolic process. The record is from RefSeq and is a predicted model, not a curated record. The transcript is spliced from 12 exons. Gene Ontology annotation, molecular function: NAD+ kinase activity. Lineage: Eukaryota; Metazoa; Arthropoda; Arachnida; Ixodida; Argasidae.
CGAUCAACCGAACGUCUUUGGCGUGACCGGCUUCAUGUCACAAAGUGCACGCAGGAAUCUCAUCGGAGACCAAAGCUCCCUUGCUGCAGACAAGUAUACAGGACUGAAGCUGUAUGCUGAGACCUUUCCGUCCGAUAAGUCGGUCUACACCGGUGACAUCAUUGCCGUCGAGACAUCAUCAUAAACGUGUCAGGUGCCUUGGGGAACGCAUAUGUGACAGUGUGCAUCAUGGAUAACGAAGCAGAGGAAGUCGUGCAACUGCAUCCGAGCUUUUCACUGGGAUUCCAAAGGUCCAUGGGCAAAAAGAGGACACGGUCUCUGAACGCACCGAGCCCAGUCUACCAAUUCGGACCAUGCGGUCGCAUCCUGAAAAACUCUGCAAUGGUCAUGACUAUCCAAGACCCAGCGGGACAAAGACUAACAUGGCACAAGCCGCCCCUAACCGUGCUCGUCAUCAAAAAGACCAUGGAUGCCACCGUAGUACAACCGUUCACAGAUGUCAUCCACUGGUUAAUACGGGAAAAGAGUAUGGUCGUGUUCGUGGAAGAUGCAGUUCUAGAAGAUGUUCAUCUGAAGAAUAACGAUGGGUUCCUCCAACUCAAAGAUAAACUCUGCACAUUCACAGAAGGUAGAGAUGAGCUGACAGACCGCAUAGACUUCAUCAUUUGUCUUGGUGGAGACGGAACGUUGCUGUAUGCAUCCUCGCUCUUUCAACAAAGUGUGCCACCAGUAAUGGCGUUUCACAUGGGUUCUCUGGGAUUCUUGACACCUUUUGAAUUUGAAAAUUUCCAAGAAAAAAUCACAAAUGUCUUGGAAGGUCACGCAGCUCUCACGCUAAGAAGCAGGCUCAAAUGCACGAUCUAUCGCAAAGAAUGCGACACAAACGAUAACACGCUGUGCCACAAUUCAGGUUGCCUGGUGUUGAACGAAGUUGUCGUCGACAGAGGGCCUUCACCGUAUUUAUCUAACAUCGAUUUGUAUCUAGAUGGGAAACAUAUUACUACUGUUCAAGGUGACGGGCUUAUCGUGUCAACACCCACUGGCAGCACAGCCUACGCCGUCGCUGCAGGAGCGUCCAUGAUUCAUCCCAGCGUACCAGCCAUAAUGGUUACUCCAAUAUGUCCCCAUUCGCUCUCGUUCAGAUCCAUUGUUGUCCCAGCUGGUGUGGAACUGAAGAUCAUGGUUUCACCGGAGGCUCGGAGCUCAGUCUGGGCAUCUUUUGAUGGACGCAUGCGACAAGAACUUCACCAUGGGGAAUGUCUCAAGGUAACCACAUCUAUAUACCCGAUGCCCUCCAUCUGCGACCAAGACCAGAUCACCGAUUGGUUUGACAGCCUAGCCGAGUGCCUUCACUGGAACAUGCGAAAAAAGCAGCGCCAGAUAGGCGAGACGUCGGAAACUCAGCACGAGCCUCAUGUUACAAGGGCAGAGAACUCGCAGCCAUGAUGCUCACAGUUGGUGAUUGGAAUGUGUUGGUGCUAUGUUUCUUUUACCUGCCUGCAUUUUAGAAGGUUGUUUUACUGUAUAAAUUUUUACAAUUCUGUCGAGUAAUUUUAUUAAUAAAUAUUUCUCACACAC